AUGUUGCGACGCCAACCCAGUUCUUCACAGAGUCCAACCACCCACAGCACGUCACGGACGCCCUCGUUCAUCGCGAUGUACUCGGCUUCGGUGCUGGACUGGGCGUUGAUGCCUUGCUUGCGCGAGCCGUACGAAAUCGCGUUGCCAUCGAGGUAA
Messenger RNA from Phytophthora sojae, 156 nucleotides. RefSeq lists its product as hypothetical. The transcript has a single exon. The coding region runs from base 1 to 156 and encodes 51 amino acids. NCBI's taxonomy places the organism in Eukaryota, Oomycota, Peronosporomycetes, Peronosporales, Peronosporaceae. The record is from RefSeq and is a predicted model, not a curated record.